Ostertagia ostertagi is the source of this 240-nucleotide messenger RNA. NCBI's taxonomy places the organism in Eukaryota, Metazoa, Nematoda, Chromadorea, Rhabditida, Trichostrongylidae. The record is from the annotation of a GenBank genome assembly.
AUGAAACCUAAAAUGGAUCCUUGCAAAGAUUUCUAUUCAUUUGCUUGUGGUUCAUUCGCCACCAAUCGAGUAGUGCCUGAACACGAAAAGAAAAUCAACGUGCUCUUCGAGAUGGAAAAAGAGCACAAACUUCACUUGAAAGACAUACUUGAAGACAGUUCUUCUGGAGAAGAGUCAGAGGCUAUGACCUUGUCUCGGACCUACUACAACUCCUGCAUGGACGAGGAAGCUCCAGGCUGA